ACUCUCUCUCUCUCUCUCUCUCUCUCUCUCUCUCACAGAAGGUAGUGUUAUAUCAUCAUUGUGGAAUGUGGCUUUACUCAUUUGUUUAUGUCUCUAAGCUAUAAGACCCCUCGUAGUUUCUGUAACUUCAGGAGUCUCUAAGGAGUCGUCGUCCUCACAAGAAUUUUACUCGGUAACCAAGGUAGACUUGCUGCAGUAUUUACCUUUCAGCUACUGAAGAAAGUGGUCAUGGAGAUAGACAGUGGUGAUGCAAAGCCAAAGAUGGAUGACUACGAAGUGAUAGAGCAGAUAGGAAGAGGAGCAUUCGGAGCUGCUUUUCUUGUUCUCCAUAAGCUUGAGAAAAAGAAGUAUGUGCUGAAGAAGAUUCGCUUGGCUAAGCAAACAGAGAAGUUCAAACGUACAGCACACCAGGAGAUGAAUUUAAUUGCAAAACUAAAUAACCCAUAUAUUGUGGAUUACAAAGAUGCUUGGGUAGACAAGGGAGACUGCAUAUGCAUUGUAACUGGCUAUUGUGAAGGAGGAGACAUGGCUGAAAUUAUAAAAAAAGCUAGAGGAACACAUUUUCCAGAGGAGAAGCUCUGCAAAUGGCUGGCUCAAUUGUUGCUAGCUGUGGACUAUCUCCACUCCAAUCGUGUACUUCACAGAGAUCUUAAGUGUUCCAACAUAUUCCUUACGAAGGAGAAUGACAUCCGGCUUGGUGACUUUGGACUUGCAAAACUGCUCAACUCAGAAGACCUUGCUUCCUCGGUCGUUGGAACUCCCAACUACAUGUGUCCUGAGCUCCUUGCAGACAUUCCUUAUGGUUACAAAUCUGAUAUAUGGUCGCUUGGCUGCUGUAUGUUUGAAAUUGCUGCCCAUCAACCAGCAUUUAGAGCGCCUGACAUGGCUGCACUCAUCAAUAAAAUAAACAGAUCCUCCAUUUCUCCACUGCCAAUUGUAUAUUCCUCCACACUGAAACAAAUUAUCAAGAGCAUGCUGCGGAAGAACCCAGAAAACAGACCAACUGCAGCAGAACUUUUGAGGCAUCCACAUUUACAACCAUAUCUCCUCCGCUGCCGAAAUCCGUCUUCUGUUUUUUUACCAAUCUAUCCCAUAAACAAUUCCAAGGAGAAGGGAACAAGAAAAUCAUUAUCUAACAGACCUAGCAAUGGGAAAGACAACAAAGACAAAGAGCAUGGAGUACUAGACCAGCUUGAAGGUAUUCAUCCAUCUGAGAGAAAUGCUGAUUUACAGUUGAUCAAAUUGCCUAACAGCGACGAGCCAACGCUGACAGCUAGUGCAGAAGACAACCUUGAGACCAAGAAGGUUGAUCCUACUAGCUAUACGGUUGAAAUGUCUAAUGCCAUCAAUGGUUCAAGAGAUGGGCCAACUGAUUCUGAAGCAACUGUUUGCAAUGGAGACAAGCAAGCAGAUUUUACAAAUUCACCUGAAAAGGAAAGCACCAACAUCGAGAUUACUUUGGAGAGUACACUGAAUUCUCAGAAUGAGGAACGGGAACACACCGCUGAACAUUUUAACCAAUUGCAAGUUGGUGUCAGGACUGUGACCACAAAAGAUGAAGAAGCAUUUUGCAAUCAAGUUCACAACGAAGCUGAAGUAGAUGGCAAGCGUGCUAAACCUGGGAGAGUUUGCAACCAACUUCAAGAAGAAGCGGAAGCGGAGAGCAAGCUUGCUAAAUCAGGGAACCAAGUUCUUGAUGAAGAUAAAGCAGAGGGUGAGGGGGCUAAACCAGUGGAUAGUGGGACAUUGACAAUGUCCAGUGCAGGAUGCACCAAUAAGGAUGGGUCCCUUGAUGAUGAAAGUUCAUCAUCAGCCGAGCAAACCGUUGAAAAUAAAGCUGAUGUAGAAUCCAGAGCUAUACAAAAAGAGGGAAGUCCUGAUGCAUUCACAGAAGGGUCUCGCAUGGAUUAUGCAUUGGCUGAAGGUAAUGAUACGCUGCCAUGUAAAGAUGAAGUCAGAGCAAAAACAGAUGACUUUAGCUGCUCUAUGCAGACAGAGAAAGAUGCUCAUGCAAAUAAUCAGGCACCUAGUGACAUCUCUUUACUGAGUACACUUACCACAAUCAAUGGUGAUGAAACAAAAAGUGAGUGGGACAACCAAAGCCAGCAAAGAGCCGAUGCUCUGGAGUCUCUGCUUGAGCUAUGUGCUCAGCUGCUUAAGCAGGACAAACUUGAAGAGCUUUCUGGUGUGCUAAGACCAUUUGGAGAAGAUGCUGUCUCAUCUAGAGAAACAGCAAUUUGGUUGACAAAGAGUCUCAUGUCUGCACAGAAAUUUAAUGGAGGAACCUAAUUUUUGAGAGAUGUUUGGCAUUAACUUAUUCUUCAUUAUGAGAAUAUGCCAUUGAAUGUGUUAAAAUAAUAAUGUAUAUGAAGAUUAGAGGCUUGGGAUUUGGAAAUAACAUAUAGCACAGAUUUUUAACUUA
This is a messenger RNA of Alnus glutinosa, 2422 nucleotides long. RefSeq names its product serine/threonine-protein kinase Nek6-like. Gene Ontology annotation, biological process: protein phosphorylation. Lineage: Eukaryota; Viridiplantae; Streptophyta; Magnoliopsida; Fagales; Betulaceae. The transcript has 14 exons. The coding region runs from base 229 to 2289 and encodes 686 amino acids. The record is from RefSeq and is a predicted model, not a curated record. Gene Ontology annotation, molecular function: ATP binding; protein kinase activity.